Molecule: messenger RNA, 1275 nt
Organism: Cheilinus undulatus (humphead wrasse)
Lineage: Eukaryota; Metazoa; Chordata; Actinopteri; Labriformes; Labridae
Product: ependymin-2-like
Exons: 6
Coding region: 85-735 (216 amino acids)
Biological process (GO): cell-matrix adhesion
Cellular component (GO): extracellular region; lysosome
Molecular function (GO): calcium ion binding
Source: RefSeq, a predicted model, not a curated record
CAAGGCUUGUACAUAAGACAGUGACUCCCCUCCUCAGGGGUAAAGUGGUGAGUACCUGAGAGGAGUCGCUUCAGCACCAAAAACAUGAGAGUCUUCGUAGCAUUAGCGUGCUUGCUGGCAAACUGCCUGGCCCAGAAGCCUCAGCCGUGUGACUGGCCGCCUAAGAUGACCGGGGAGGCCACGAUGGACUUUACAAAUGAUGACACCGGGGUCGACAUCAGAUUCGUGUACGAUGCAGUGGGACAGCGGAUGAGGUUCUUUCAGAAUGCGACUCGGGAUAAUGAGACUAUCAAUACUGAUUCUCUUCUUCUCUUCAAAGAGGAAGUCGCGUACAACAUCAAUGACCAGAACCGUACCUGCACCAAAUUCCCUUUAAAGGUAGACUUCAUCCCUCUGGGCGUCCCAAAAAACGCCUCUCUGCUGGGCCAGGUCAUCCUCGGCAGCUCAUCUGGACCUGGUGAAGGACUCAUGGUCAACACGUGGUCGGUAAAUCUGCCUGAUGGAGGAGAUAUUAUAAGCACAGUGACUGCAGUCGGAUGCAUUCCUGUCAGCCUUGUGCAAAAGGUCAAAAUCGAUGAACAAGUCAUGGGAUGGAUGGUGCAGAGCUUCUUCAACAAUGUCAUCGGGAUUCCAGACCCUAGUCUGCUCAGUCCCCCGUCCUUCUGCAAGGAUGCAAAAGUGAUGAGCAACAAGGAGCCGGUGGACUUCUUUAGUCUGUUCCUCCACAAGAAGUAAGAGCCUCCAUCAGCCAACAUGUCCAACCAUCAAGAAGAUUUUUAAUGAAUCAAAUUUAGACAUUGAAUGGUAUUCAAUGAUUCCAGUCCUGCAGGUUUUAAUUGUAAUCAAAGACUCCAGAAAUGCUAUUGUAACUGUCUACUUGAUGUAUUUUAUCAUGCCAAAAUGACUUCAGCUUUCUUUUCUGUAUAAACAGUUGCAGGUUUGCUCAAUGCAAAAUGUGCUUCAUUGGUUUUUAUCCCCUGUAAAGCAUACCUUUACGGUGGGCCUGAAGGUUUAACUACAAUUAAAAAAAAGUUUAACUGAAUAAAACAAAAUGAAAAAACUCAUCAUGAAAAGUAAAAUAAAUAAAUAAAUAAAAAGAAAAGGUUCGUGAAAUACAAAAAUGUGUUGACCCAUAGAGGGUGUUGAGGCUUUUGGCAGCUAUUUUGGUCAUGUUUUGUCUUCUAUUUGAUUAUUUUGACUGUGUUAAAGGUCACACAUUUUACCCUUUUAAGACAAGUUUAUACUGGUCUCAGAGGUCCCCAAAACAUGCCUGUG